GACACUUUUCUGCAUUUGACGAUGGGUAAGACAGAUACCAAGGCUAUACUCGGCGCAGAGGCAACUGAUACAACUCUGGAGGCGCAGCGCGUGGCAGCAUUUGCGAAAUUCCAGCCCACGUACUACUUUGACGCUGUCAAGGAAAUGCAGAUCGGCGGCGCCACCUGGCGAGUACUGGCCACAGCUGAUAUCGAAGACACUGAGGACAGCGAUUUCCUGGGCGUAGUAGCAAGGUGGACAAGCGAGGCUGAAAUCCUGAUCCCACCCGUCCAGCGCACUGAGGUCCUGGACGAGCAGCCGUGCGGUACCACCGACGAACUGUGGCUGGGCGAGGGAAUUGAAGAAAUCAGCCGGACCCACCGUACUCUGCAUCCAAAGCGAUUGGACAAGGACAAGCCGCUGAAGGAAGAGGUCGUGGUGGUCCGUGUCUGUAAUGAUGUACUUGCAAGGUUCAUCCCACGCACUCAGUCUGCAGCUGACAUUCCGUUCUACUAUCCCAAGGUCAGCGAGUUUGCGUUCGGGUACCUCGAGCCCACCACAAGCAGUGAUGGCGGAGCGGAUCAUGCCCCGUGGCAGCUGGCAGUCUUGGUGCAGGAGCUGGAGACAGGGGCGACGGUGGCAACGAAAAAGCACAAGGGGAUCUGGAAGGACAUGGUCAAAAAGCUGUACAAGUGGACAGCGACUGCACGGCUUGGAUACCAGAAGCGGCAGGUGCACGACGUGCUGGUUGACCACGAGGCGUAUAUAGCAAAGUACCAGGAGCUGAAGGGCAAGUAUGCCGAUUACUGGGUGAAGAACUGGCCAGAGCAGACCGAUCCGCGCAAAUUCGUGUUUGAGGAUAUCGCCAUUGCCAGCUGGCUCAUCUGCCUGUGGGCCCAGGAGCCAGGUAAAGGCAGCCCGUCGUUUGUUGAUCUGGGAUGCGGCAACGGGCUCCUUGUCAGCCUGCUGGCAGCGGAAGGAUUCAAGGGCCACGGUGUCGACCAGUGCUCGCGCAAGGUGUGGAGUGCUUUCAAGCCUACUGUUGACCUGCGUGUUUCGACGCUCGAGCCGUUCGACUACACUGCGGACGCUGACUGGAUCAUCGGCAACCACGCCGACGAGCUGGUCCCCUGGAUCCCGCUGAUAGCGGCCAAGUCGCCCAAGACAAAGUUUGUGGUGAUUCCAUGCUGUCCACAUGACCUGUCGGGCAAGAAAAUGAACUUUGCGACUGUGGCUGGCCAGAGCAAGUACCACGCAUACGUCGAGCACAUCUCGAGGAUCAUGGGCACGUGUGGGUUUGUGGCAGAGAAGGAAUUUCUACGCAUCCCGUCAACCAAGAAUGUGGCUCUGGUUGGCCGCUCGCGCACUGGCAAGGCGGACAUGGGCGAGGUCGAUCAAAUGAUUCAGGAUGGAAAGAAUGCGUUUGUUGCCAGAGUGCCAGACUCGGUCAAGAACGAGAUCCGCCUGGAAAAAUCGCGCAAGCGCAAGCUCGAGGCAAGCGUAGAGUAGAUGCCAUAUAUGGCUGGAGUAUAUUCGGGAGGGACACAUGGGGGCGCUAAGAAGAAAUAAAUGCUAGUAUGGUGUGCUGAGCUGCGAGAAAGGGUGCUUUUCGUUCUCUCACUGCUGGCCGUCGCUCUCGACCGGUAUCCGAAUGACGCUCUCUGGCUGCUCCGAAUCGUCGUCAGCGUUGGUGGACUGCGGGACAUCCACCAGCACUGCGCUCUCAAAGGCGUUUGACCAGCCUUUGGCAAUGGCCAGCAUGGCUGCAUACUGCUGGACUACUUUGCUCAUUUGCCGGUUGAGUUCCAUACAAUGUGCGUCUGUGGACUCCGACAGCGCCUGUAUCCGCCUCAGCGCCGCCAGCUCCUGCUUCUUCCGAGCGAUCCUAUCGACAAUAGCCUGUGUGCUCAUAUUUUUGAGG
Molecule: messenger RNA, 1900 nt
Organism: Linderina pennispora
Lineage: Eukaryota; Fungi; Kickxellomycota; Kickxellomycetes; Kickxellales; Kickxellaceae
Product: DUF1613-domain-containing protein
Exons: 1
Coding region: 22-1488 (488 amino acids)
Biological process (GO): tRNA methylation
Molecular function (GO): tRNA (uridine) methyltransferase activity
Source: RefSeq, a predicted model, not a curated record